Nycticebus coucang (slow loris) is the source of this 3497-nucleotide messenger RNA. It is a transcript of the gene SPHK2, whose product is annotated as sphingosine kinase 2. Bases 976 to 2832 code for a protein of 618 amino acids. Gene Ontology annotation, cellular component: membrane; cytoplasm; intracellular membrane-bounded organelle. The record is from RefSeq and is a predicted model, not a curated record. Gene Ontology annotation, biological process: positive regulation of apoptotic process; sphingosine biosynthetic process; sphinganine-1-phosphate biosynthetic process. The transcript has 6 exons. Lineage: Eukaryota; Metazoa; Chordata; Mammalia; Primates; Lorisidae.
AGUCUCGCUCAGCGCGAUGCCCCGCCCAGUUGCCGGCUCUCCAGCCGAGGGCCCCUGCGCCAAGCUCCCGAUUUGGCUGGCCCAGCCCCCUUGUGCUCUUAUUGGUGUGACUCAGGCCGGUCGCACGGCCAUUGGCUAAGUGGAUGCACACCCUCCCCCCACCCCUGGGUCUAAUGGGGGCGGUUGGUGCGGACUUGAGGGGCUGCGUGGAGGAGGACCUGGCGUGUGAGGAGGGUGCGGGGGUCGGUGCAGAGACCAGAGUCGGAAGACUAAGGAACCGAGAGGAACAGAGACGCAGACCUGGGGCUGGGGUACCAGGGGUGGGAGAUGGAAAUGGAAAAUGAGAACUAGGAUUGAGGGAUCCAGGGAUGGAAUUUCGGGCCUGGGACUGGGUUCUGGAAAUAGAGUGGCAAUGGAGGCUCGGGACCGAGGGACCCAGGCACAAAGACUCAGGCCUUUGGAUUGGGGGCCAAUGGAUAGAGACCCAGGCCCAGACCUUGGGUACCAGGGACAGACCCAGACCCAGAACUGGAGGGCAUCUAGGGCUCUGUGCUGGAGCCUGAUUUGAGGGAGCCAGUGCAAGUCAGGGGGUGGAGCAGACACCUGGGCUUGCAGGAACUGCCUGGGGCAGGGGCAGAGGUAAUUCUGGAGGGCCAGUCCACAGAUGGGGGUGUGUUUGGGCUGCUUUAGGCCAGGGGAAGGUAAGGGGCAGGAGUGGUAGGUGGCUGGGCGGGGCAGUGAGGACAAAGGUGAGCCCAAAGGAGGAGGCGGAAGCUGGGCAGAGGGCAGGGGAGGGCCUUUGGGGAAGGGACCUCAGUCCCAGCUCCCACCCCCUCCCUGGAGAGCAGGCGGCCAGACACCCAGGUCAGUGCUCAGGGACCAGCUCUUGGAUCCUAUCCGUUGCAGAGGCCGGACCAGGAGCUGACUGGGAGCUGGGGUCACAGGCCUAGGAGCACCUUGGACAAGGCUGAGGCCAUGGCCCCGCCACCACCACCAUUGUCUGCCAGCACUCCGCUCCUACAUGGCGAGUUUGGCUCCUACCCAGCCCGUGGCCCACGCUUCGCCCUCACUCUCACAUCCCAGGCCCUGCACAUACAGCGGCUGCGUCCAAAACCUGAAGCUCGGCCCCGUGGUGGCCUGGUCCCACUGGCUGAGGUCUCAGGCUGCUGCACCCUGCGAAGCCGCAGCCCCUCAGACUCAGCAGCCUACUUCUGCAUCUACACCUACCCUCGGGGCCGGCGUGGGGGCCGGCGCAGAGCCACCCGCACCUUUCAGGCAGACGGGGCAGCCACUUAUGAAGAGAAUCGAGCUGAGGCCCAGCGCUGGGCCAUUGCCCUCACAUGUCUGCUCCGAGGACUGCCGCUGCCUGGGGAUGGGGAGAUCACCCCUGAGCUUCUGCCGAGGCCACCUCGAUUGCUCCUGCUGGUCAAUCCUGCUGGGGGGCGGGGCCUGGCCUGGCAGUGGUGUAAGAACCACGUGCUGCCCAUGAUUUCUGAAGCUGGGCUAUCUUUCAACCUCAUACAGACAGAACGACAGAACCACGCCCGGGAGCUGGUCCAAGGACUGUGCCUGAGUGAGUGGGACGGCAUCGUCACGGUCUCAGGAGAUGGGCUGCUCUAUGAGGUGCUGAACGGGCUCCUAGAUCGCCCCGACUGGGAAGAGGCUGUGAAGAUGCCUGUCGGUAUUCUCCCUUGUGGCUCAGGCAAUGCGCUGGCCGGAGCAGUGAACCAGCAUGGGGGGUUUGAGCCAGCCCUGGGUCUCGACUUGCUGCUCAAUUGCUCACUGCUGCUCUGCCGAGGUGGUGGCCACCCACUGGACCUGCUCUCCGUGACACUGGCCUCAGGCUCCCGCUGUUUCUCCUUCCUGUCUGUGGCCUGGGGCUUCAUAUCAGAUGUGGAUAUCCAAAGCGAGCGCUUCAGGGCCCUGGGCAGUGCCCGUUUCACACUUGGCACAGUGCUGGGCCUUGCCACCCUGCACACUUACCGUGGACGCCUCUCCUAUCUCCCUGCCACUGGGGAGCCUGCCUCACCCACCUCCACCCAUGGCCUGCCCCGAGCCAAGUCAGAGCUGACCCUGGCCCCAGAUUCAGCCCCACCUGUGGCCCACUCACCCCUGCAUCGCUCAGUGUCUGACCUGCCCCUGCCCCUGCCCCAGCCUGCCCUAGCUUCCCCUGGCUCUCCUGAACCCCUGCCCAUCCUGUCCCUCAAUGGUGGGGGCCCAGAGCUGGCUGGGGACUGGGGUGGGGCUGGGGAUGCUCCACUGUCCCCAGAUCCACUGCUGUCCUCACCACCAGGUUCUCCCAAGGCAGCUCUACUCUCACCUAUUAACAAAGAUCCCCCAGAAAUCCCCCCAUCUUCUGGCCUCCCGCCUCCCAACCCUGACGCUCCAAUAACAGUCUCUACCUGGGGCCCACCUGACCACUUGCUGCCUCCACUGGGCACUCCACUGCCCCCAGACUGGGUGACUCUGGAAGGAGACUUUGUGCUCCUGCUGGCCAUAUCACCCAGCCACCUGGGUGCAGACCUGGUAGCGGCGCCCCAUGCGCGUUUUGACGAUGGCCUGGUGCAUCUGUGUUGGGUGCGAAGUGGCAUCUCACGGGCCACAUUACUGCGCCUUUUCCUGGCCAUGGAGCGUGGUAGCCACUUCACCCUGGGCUGUCCGCAGCUGGGCUACGCUGCAGCCCGUGCCUUCCGACUCGAACCGCUCACUCCUCGCGGCGUGCUUACGGUGGACGGGGAGCAGGUGGAAUAUGGGCCGCUGCAGGCGCAGAUGCAUCCUGGCCUUGGUACUCUGCUCACUGGGCCUCCUGGUUGUCCUGAGAGGGAGCCCUGAACCUAAUCAAACUUGGAGCCCGCCAGAGGCGGGGCCUACAUUCCAAGUGGGCAGAGUCUGAGCUGGGGGGUGGUUAGGCCAGGCUGCCAAAUUGGGGAUAGUGGUUCCCUUGUGCAAGGGCUCACGCCCUAUCUCAGGAUUGCGCCCGCUCUCAAGUUACUGGACGUGAUGCUGGAGGGGGGUCUGAAUUCUAAGGGUUGGUGUCAUCAAGAUUAGAUGUAAAUGUCCAUCCCAAGAGUAGCGCCUGACCAAGUGGGUGGACCCUGGCGUCUAAGCUUUAGCCGCCCUUAGUGGAUGGAGUUAAUUCAGACCCUAGCAAACAGCUGGAUGGAAGCUCGGGCGACUGAGGGCGGAGCCUAUCUUAUGCGUUGCCCAUUGACGGUGCCUGGAAUGUACGAGCCUAGGGGUAGGCCUUAGUUAAUUGGCCAAUCAGGGCCCGGGUCUCGGCCUGUUCACUCCGGUGCCUCCACUUAACUGGCCAAUCAGCCCAGAAGGGGCAGGUUCCCUGGGGCCGGCGCCGCUCGGAUUUGCACUAAUGUUCCUCCCUCUGCGAGUGGGGGCUAGGAAAUUCAUAUCCCCUGUUCUGUCUCACGUGCGUCCUCAAUUCCCCAAUCUAAAAAGCAAUUGAAAAGGUCUAUGCAAUAAAGACAGUCGCUUCAUUCCUC